AUGAGGAAUAAGCUUAAAUCCAUUGUUGAAGCUCGUCCAGAAUUGAAGCAGAAAACAAUUCAACAAGGUGAUGCAUAUGCUGCUGCUUGUGGAGAAAAAGAGCCAAGAGGACGUGUUCGUGUUUUGGGCCUCGGACCAACUCCCCAAGAUGUUGGUAGCCCGGGGUUGAAGUCUUACAAACCCACAAGGCUUCAAAUGGAAGUUCUAGCCCGUAAAAAGGCUGAACGUGAAAAUGCAGCUCUACAACAACGCAUUGCACAAAUGGAGGAAGAUAUGGAAAUAAUGUCACAACAUGGUUCUAAUUCAAGGCAUCAUGUGAGCCCAAGGUCUGAAGAACAUGUCGAUGAGGCAUGUCAUAAUGCUCAAAAUCAAGAAGAUGGAGCUUCUGAUCACUCUGGUGAGGAUGAUUACUUGAUUGUGAGAAGGCGUGUUGUAGCCCCAACAACAGCCCAUCAUGAUCAAAUGAGCCCUGGAGGUGCAGCCCCAACAGUGCAGCCGCGUCGACGCAUCCCUGUAGCCCCAUCUUCACAUGAUGAACUUGUUGGAAAGGAUGUGAUAUUAUAUGCCUUGCUGUGAUCUGAUGUAGCAGUGGCUAAGGGAACAAUUAUUUCAACUGAUCCAAAGAGCACGCUA
This is a messenger RNA of Panicum virgatum (switchgrass), 633 nucleotides long. RefSeq lists its product as uncharacterized. The coding region runs from base 1 to 576 and encodes 191 amino acids. The record is from RefSeq and is a predicted model, not a curated record. The transcript is spliced from 4 exons. Lineage: Eukaryota; Viridiplantae; Streptophyta; Magnoliopsida; Poales; Poaceae.